Homo sapiens (human) is the source of this 11197-nucleotide messenger RNA. It is a transcript of the gene GLDN, whose product is annotated as gliomedin. Gene Ontology annotation, biological process: heterotypic cell-cell adhesion. Gene Ontology annotation, molecular function: protein binding involved in heterotypic cell-cell adhesion. The record is from RefSeq and is a predicted model, not a curated record. Gene Ontology annotation, cellular component: extracellular region; axon; plasma membrane. Bases 6656 to 7951 code for a protein of 431 amino acids. The transcript is spliced from 10 exons. Lineage: Eukaryota; Metazoa; Chordata; Mammalia; Primates; Hominidae.
CAUGUAGAGCCUUGAAAGCUAUUGUAAGGACAUUGGCUUUUAUGGGGAAUCUUUGGAGGGUUUGGGGAAGAAGAGUGACAUGAUCUCACCUGAAUUCUCAGUGAAUCACUCUGACUUCUCAAUGAUGAGAAUCUGGCUUCUCAAUGAUGAGAAUAGACUUUGUGGGUGGGCAAGUUAGGUCGUGGAAGUAGGGGGGCUAUUUAUAUAGCCAUUGCAAUAAUCCAGGUGAAAGAUGAUAGUGGCUUAGACCAAGUGAAAGCAGUGGAGAUGAUAAGUGGAUGGGGUAAAGAUAUGUCUGAUAGUUGAGCUGAUAAAAUUUUCUGACAGUUUAAAUGUGAUGUGAGUUGAGCUGAUAAAAUUUUCUGACAGUUUUAAUGUGAUGUGAGAGGGGAAAAAAAUAGAGGAAUUGAAGGACUUCAAGGUUAGUGGCUGAGCAAUGGGAAGGAAAGAUUUGCCAUUAACUGAGAUGGCAAAACUGCAGAUAGAACAGGUUUAGGGGGAAGAUGAAGAGUUCAGUUUUGAAUGUUGUUACAUUGAGAUGUUCAUUAGAUGUCCAAGGGAAGAUGUCAUCAAGAAGUAGCUGCAUACUUGGGUCUGGGAGGGGGUGCCAGCUGGAGGCAUAGUCAGGAAAUCAUGGAGAUGCUAAGCAUGAUAUUAUUCAUUACUUGGACUUAGGGAGGCUUCAUCAAGAGUCUGUCUAUUCCUUAUGAAACCCAGACUGUUAUUUUUUCAAGUCCUUUAUAAACAACAAAAUUCAAUCAAUCAACUGUAUUGUGAGCCUUUUGUGCCCACAGAUUUUGCCUUAUUUUUAAAAGCAUAGGGCUCGGCUUAUCAUGUGUUUGCUGAUGAAAACAUCGGUACUUCUAAAUCAGUGAAAAAUAUCUUGGAAAGAAGCUUAAAAGAAGCCUUUUCGCAACCAAGUAAAAUGUAAAUCAAUAUAACAAACACUCAGCGCCUGUUAUGGGCAUGUGGGUGCACACUGUGGGUGCUGAGGAACAACAAGAAAGGAACCCUCAAGGAAUUCACAGGCGAGUGGGAGGGAAAAGAAAAAUCCUCAAACACUUACGACACAAGCAAUAGAUAAUAGGACCCUAAGAGGGAUAUGAAUAAAGCCCAGUGGGCGAUCAGGAAGCGUUUCGAGAAGGAGGCAGCAUACCAGUCAAAUCUUGAAGGAUGGGAGAGGGGAAUGCCCUUGAAGAGCAGGUGGUUCAUUUUAGCUUGAGCACGAUACAGGUAGAUGCAAAGAUGUCCAAAGAUUCUUUAUUUUACCUUUGCUUUUGAAAAUUAUUUGGACUAUAGAAUUCUAGACAGAAAAUGUUUUUCUUUCAGCACUUAAAAAUGUUACUCUACUAUCUUCUCACUUGCAUUGUCUCCAUUGAAGAAGGCUGCUGUUAUCCUUAGCUGUGUUUCUCUCUGUGGAAUGUGCCAUUUUUCCUUUGGCUGCCUUUAAGAUUUUCUCUUCAUCAUAUGUUUUAAACAGUUGUAUGUCAUUUUCUUCAUGUUUCUUGUCUCUGGAGCUUCUUUAGCUUGUUGAAUCUAUGGGUUUAUAGUUUUAAUUGAAUUUUGGAAUUUUUUUUGCCAUUGGUACUUCAGAAAAGUUUCCGUCCUCCCUGCCAGCACUGGACUCUAAUUACACGGGUAUUGGGCUACUUGAAGUUGUCUCAUAGCUCACGAAUACUCUGCUCACUUUUAAAAAGCAUUUCUUCUCCAUGUGUUUCAUUUUGGAUAGUUUCUACUGCUAUAUCUUCAAGUUCACUAACCUUUCAUCUGCAAUGUCUAAUUUGCCCUUAGUCCUAUCCAAAAUAAGCCCUGUACUUAUUUUUUCUUUAGAGACAGGCUCUCGCUCUGUCACCCAGACUGGAGUGUAAUGGCACAAUCAUAGCUCACUGCAGCCUUGAACUCCUGGGCUCAAGUCAUCCUUCUGCUUUGGCCUCCCAAAGUGCUGGGAUUACAGGUGCGAGUCACUGCACCUGGCCUGGUUUACUUUUCAUAUCAGACAUUGUAGUUUUCAUUUUUAGAGUUUGAGUUGGGUGGUUUUUAUAUCAUUUAUAUUUCUGUUUAGCAUGUUCAAUCUUUCCUCUAGCUUCUUGAACAUACGAAAAUGGUUAAUAAAAAUAGCCAUUUUAUUGUCUUUGUCUACUAAUUUUUUUGUAUCAUUUCUGAGUGGGUUUCAAUUAAUUGAUUUUUCUCCCUCAUUAUUGGUUGUGUUUUCUUGCUUCUUCAAAGAUCUGGUAAUUAUUAUUGACUGUUAGACAUUGUGAAUUUUACCUUGUUGGGUGCUAUAGCUCAGUGAGGCACCCUUUAAUUACCAAGGGGAAGAAAUAGCCUUGAGUAAGUUCCACAUGGCUGACCAUACCAGAAACUACACAUUCUAACCUCAUGCCAAAAAUGUCCUACUGUUUAUUUAGCAGUCAAAUAAGAAUUCAAAGCACAAAAACAACAGAAGAUAAAUACAAGUGUGAAGCUGGUACUUCAACAAAUGGCUCUAAAAUUGGAGAAUCAGCAGCCUGGAAUUAAGCCAGACUAGCUGGGAAAAGUAUUAGAGUCUUGGUAGUUCAAAGGUGUUUUUUAAAGAGGAGAGCCCAACUCUUGAUGGAUUGGACCACUGACACCAAGAAGGGGCUGCAGGUGUUUGAUUAUGGUGACAGUAAUUUUUAAAAAAUAUGUUCAUUUGUUAUUUAAAUUUUUUUCAUUGUAUGAGAUUUUUUCAUUAAUUUUCUUUAUUUUUAAUUGGAGCUUUUAAUCUUUUCUUUACUAAUUUGCAAGUGCUCUUUAUAUAGGAAAGUUAUUAAUUUUUUGUGUAUAAUACACGUUUCCAUAUUUUUCCUGUAAUAACAAUUAUAAUGUUUAUUGAGAAUGUACAACAUGCCAGGUGUUAUGGUAACAGCAUUAGGUAUGUGUUUCAAAAAGGUCUUUAUCUUAUCCUGAUAAUAACUCUGUGAGGCAGUCAUUAUUAUUAUUAUCAUCAUUAUCAUUAUUCCCAUUUUACAGACAGGUCAUCGAGGUUUGGAGAGGUUGAACAUCCUGUGCAAGGUCACACAGCCAGUGAGUGGACGAGCUAGAAUUCAGAGUAUGUCUGACUCCCAAGUCCACGAUAUUUACACUACACCUUUGGCCUCAGGUGUUGUCUACAUUUUGUUUAUGGGCAUUUUGGGAACGGAUUGGACGUUUUUCAUUUUCAUGCAGUCAAAUCCGUAAAAUCUUUCAUUCUUGGGUUCUUCUUCUGCUUUUAUGUAUAGAAUGUUCUUUCCUACCUCAAGAUCUCAAGAUCAGGUAAAUAUUCACCUGCAUUUUCUCAUAAAUACGUACAAUUUCAGUUGAAAGCUAUCCUGUUACAUUUGUAUGUGUUUAAAACAGAGAUAAAAAGAGCCUGUCCCCUUUAAGAAACAAUUGUCCAGAAUAAGUUGCAGGACUCACAAAUAGGCAAUUCGCUACCAAACAACUUCUUAAAAAUAAAGUAAGGGCAAGGAUGUGAGAUUAGUAAAUGGAUUUACAGAUGCUUCUUUUUUUAUGACUGGGGAAGAACUGUCUCAGGGUCAGCUGCAGUAGUUAAGGAGAUAGAACGUCAAGUUGUCACUGUGUGUGUGUCUGUUUCUGACCGGGGAGAAGAACAAUCCAAACACAGCCAUAUUGGGAGAACACGGUCGGAGGCCACCUUUGGGAGUGGCUCAGGAUUUCUGGUUCUGGAACUGGGUCAGCCAGUUCAUGCAAGAAGGAGGCCUUGCUGCUGGCAGCUACCAUCUAACCAGGCAACUGAGGGAAAAGCACAAGGACUUGUCAUUACUGAGUGGCGGUUGCUUGAACUGAAGACUGGGCAAGGCUGAAAACCUGGGGCUUGAUAGAGCCUGUAGGGCUCCAGGUGGGAAAAGGGAAAGGUUUAGGAAGGUGGUUAUAAUGACCAAUGACAACUUACAAUUAGUGCAUUAAGGCACUUAUCCGUUUACACCUGGUUGUUUCUAUAAGUCUUAGUAAGAUUUAUUCAGAUUACAUUUUGAAUUCAGUUGUCAAACUGAGCUGGUGAUUAGACUUUCAUGAAUAUCUUUAUUAAAAUAGCAUGAAUUCAAAUAAGCGAGGUGGCUCACACCUGUAAUCCCAGGACUGUGGGAGGCUGACGCAGGAUUAUUUGAGCCCAGGUGUUUGAGAUCAGUCUGGGCAUCAUAGGCAGACCCCCAUCUCUACAUUAAAUUUAAAAACUAGCCAGGCAUGGUGGCACGUGACUGUGGUCCCAGCCACUCAGGAGAAUUGCUUUAGCCUGGGAGGUCGGGGCUGCCACUGCACUCCAGCCUGGACAACAGAGUAAGACCCUGUCUGAAAAAAAAAAAGUAUGAAUUGAGGAUUUUUCAGAAAGCAGAAUUAAUUGAUUGACAUUUAAAUCAUGACCAAAUGUGUUUCGAUAACAGUACAAACAUGCAAAGAGUGUUUUUAUAAGGACUUCUUAAUUUAAUCCUCAUAGCCACUCCUUGGGUAAAUACUGUCACCUUUCCUAUUGCAUUUCCUAUUUCAUCAGAGAGGCUGGGAACCUGUCCAGGAUCUUGCUGUGGUUAGUAAGAAGAACCUCCUAGGCCAUCUGCGGCCUCUGCUGGCUUAUCCAGCCUUCCCCUUGACCUGGGGUUGGAUCCUGAAGAAGAACACCUGGUGGGGGAAAUCCUCCUUCGGGGACUUCAGGCAUGCAUUUUCAGAUGUUCCCAAUGCUAAUCAUUGUCACAUGGAGUUUUUCUCCAAAGCCCUGAUUUCAACUGAAAGUCAUUUUGCCAGAGACAUUGGCGUGCAGGCGUUUGCUGGAACUGCCCCUUCCAAAUGAGAUUGCUGAGGAAUCCUGAGCAGAGCCCCAGCUCCUGUGACUGCCGUAGCCCUUGCGUGCAAGAGGGCUGGCCAGGGCUUGUGGGUGGACUUCAAACCAACACUUGGUAAUUAUUUGUUUAAGAUUUUAUUAGAGAAUCAGGGCAAUGAUGGAGGCGGAGCGGGAAGGAGCACUGCUAGAGGUUCCACCCAGUCUCCACCAAUUCAGUGCAGCUUUGCAGACUCGAUUCAGCAAAACAAAUGACUCGAGAAUAAGCCCUACCCCUUGAAAGGCAGGCUGGCGUCCAUCCCCAUCCUAAUCCACUUAGCAAAGCAGGAAGAUCUAGUGAAUACUAUGGUUUCCCCAUUGCAUUGCAUUUUCAGUGAUGUCUUAGCCUCCUUUACAUAUCAGCACCCCAGUGUCAGCCUGGCUGACCCAGCCCAGAGCAGCCCUGGGUGCAGCCACGCAAGUGCCCUGACUCAAGAUAGUGUGAAAGGCUUGUGUAUUAUUGCCCUACAGACCAGGCCACAUCAAUGGUCUCUGGUUUUGCUGUGAUGUUGAUAGAGACAGGAAGGGGAUAGCCAUGUCUCAGGAACCCUAACUAGAUAAUCCUAGCAUCUCCAAGGUCCUGUUUUCUAGGGAUUAUUGGAGUAGCUGCAAAAAUAAAAUUAUCCUAAACAAGCAGGCACAAAGAGAAGCAGGUAUCCCCAUGAGAGAUUUUCAGUUUCUGUAAACAAAGUGACUGCCUGUCUGAAAGGAAUAAUAUCAUUGCUUGGGGAGCACAUUCCCUUCCCAUUUGAGCAAGUAAUCAAUGCUGAAGUCUUUUUUGAGUACCUACUAUGUGCUUGAUGCCAUUCUGGUGCUGAGAAAGGGAAUGGAUAAGUGAAUGUGGCAAACAGAAAAAGGACAAAAUAGCCUCUACUAUUCAGAGUCUAGUUGAGAAGUCAGCGUAACAGCGAAAAAGUGAGCCAGUGACUGGCCACGCUGCUGGGCACAGAAACGGGCAGUCAGUAGGGACUGGGCUUUUUGGAAGGCUGAGAAAGAUUCUGCUGGACUCUGCAGAUCCCUGGCAGGAUGAACUGAUAGAACACUUGCCCCCCAGGCCGCUGAUGUGGGAUGGCAGAAGAUGGCUGGACAGGCUCACUUGAGCUGUUAAAUGCCUGCGGCCCAACACGAGCUGGGGCCUAGGAGUCACACCCCAGAAUUUCACUGUCGUGUUUCCAAGCAGCUGCAUACAAGAUAUAAAAAUUAGGUCAAGUUAGGAUUUUAAGAGUUUAUUGUGCAUACAAAGAAAUGUUCAUGAACUAAGAGACCUCAAACUGGAAAGUGGCAGAAAGUCUCAAAUUUACAGCAGUUACAGCUCAGUUUCAAGAGCAUAAAGGAGGAAGCGUUUUGGCCUGUUUCAGGAUUGGAUGUCAUAUAUUCUUUCUUAAGGCAUAUGACUAUGUAAGCUGAUUUGCCUAUAUCCGUUGGUUUAAUUUCAUUGAAUCAUGCUGAUAAGAUGAAAAGCUUACUGAGUGUUCUGUUUAUGUUGAAGGUUUAUGUUUUGGGGGGCAGGGAAUCAGUAAGAGCUAAGUUUUGGUUAUGUGGCUAUGAGUAAUUGGCCUUGGGUACUAAACUGUGGCCUCCAGUUUUAUUUAUUUACAUUUAACAAAGGCAAGACCCACAUUCCCGUUGGUGUUUGCAGAGUGCCCUCACCAAGUCUUGGCCCCUGUGUGAAUUCCUGCCUUUCCCAGAAAUGAGUCCAGGGUGUCUGACCUCAGCUUCAGAUCCCAUGAAGGAUUCUUCUAACAUCUGCGAUCUAACCCUCCAGUGACAAGCAGGUGGACCACCACAUUCAUAGCCCCAUCUCCCCAGUCCAAGCAAUCUCAGCCAAUGAUCCGAGUGAUGGUGGACCUGUGCAACAGCACCAAGGGCAUCUGCCUCACAGGACCUUCUGGACCACCAGGACCUCCGGGAGCCGGCGGGUUGCCAGGACACAACGGAUUGGAUGGACAGCCUGGUCCUCAGGGCCCAAAAGGAGAAAAAGGAGCAAAUGGAAAAAGAGGAAAAAUGGGGAUACCUGGAGCUGCAGGAAAUCCAGGGGAAAGGGGAGAAAAGGGAGACCAUGGUGAACUGGGCCUGCAGGGAAAUGAGGGCCCACCAGGGCAGAAGGGAGAAAAGGGUGACAAAGGAGAUGUGUCCAACGACGUGCUCCUGGCAGGUGCCAAAGGUGACCAAGGCCCACCCGGUCCACCUGGGCCCCCAGGCCCUCCAGGUCCUCCAGGGCCCCCUGGAAGCAGAAGAGCCAAAGGCCCUCGGCAGCCAAGCAUGUUCAACGGCCAGUGCCCAGGUGAGACUUGUGCCAUACCAAAUGAUGAUACCUUGGUUGGAAAAGCUGAUGAGAAAGCCAGUGAACACCAUUCCCCACAAGCAGAAUCCAUGAUCACUUCCAUUGGAAACCCAGUGCAAGUACUGAAAGUGACAGAGACAUUUGGGACUUGGAUAAGAGAGUCUGCUAACAAGAGUGAUGACCGGAUUUGGGUGACAGAGCAUUUUUCAGGCAUCAUGGUUAAGGAAUUCAAGGAUCAGCCCUCACUUCUGAAUGGCAGUUACACGUUCAUCCACCUUCCAUACUAUUUCCAUGGCUGUGGGCACGUUGUUUACAACAACUCUCUCUACUACCACAAAGGGGGUUCUAAUACCCUAGUGAGAUUUGAAUUUGGCCAGGAAACAUCCCAAACUCUGAAGCUUGAAAAUGCCUUGUAUUUUGAUCGAAAAUACCUUUUUGCAAAUUCCAAAACUUACUUCAAUCUAGCUGUAGAUGAAAAGGGCCUUUGGAUUAUCUAUGCGUCAAGUGUGGACGGCUCGAGCAUUCUUGUAGCACAACUGGAUGAGAGGACAUUCUCAGUGGUGCAACACGUCAAUACCACGUACCCUAAAUCCAAGGCUGGCAACGCCUUCAUUGCCCGAGGAAUCCUCUAUGUCACAGACACCAAAGAUAUGAGGGUCACAUUUGCCUUUGAUUUGUUAGGAGGGAAACAGAUCAAUGCAAACUUUGAUUUAAGAACUUCCCAGUCUGUUCUUGCCAUGUUAGCAUACAACAUGAGAGAUCAGCAUUUAUAUUCAUGGGAAGAUGGCCAUUUAAUGCUUUAUCCUGUGCAGUUUUUGUCAACUACCUUAAAUCAGUGAUGUGCUGCAUUCGGCUCCCUUCAGCAAAUUUCAGGGGUUUUCUGGGACCAGUUCUCCCCCAACAGGAAACUUGUUUUUUUAACGUCAGCCAGAUAUUUAGAAAAUAACCUCAAAAGUGUUUAUAUGGUCAGUGAGCCCCGCUUAGUGAAAUAGCAACAGAUUGGAAGUUGAAAUGGCUGAGAUUUGGUGAUCUCCCCACAGCUGGCUCUGCAAGUUACCUCUUUCUCCUUGGGCCUUAGUUUCCCCAUUGGUAAUCUGAAUUGGCUAAGAUGAUUGGGGAGAUUUUCUGUACCUGUAGGUAAUUUGGUGAUUCUUGGUGGCUGCUCUUCUCACAACUUUUAUGUAUCUGCUUCUGUCGUUUAGCUUUUUUAGCCACAUGCUGACCAAAUUUACCUUUGAGUUGAUAAGUCCAGUGGCUUGAGUAGUGAAUCCCUCAGUGCUGACUUAUAUCUUGUUCUUUGAAAAAAUGCAUUGACUCUUUAAGACAUCUAAAGUAUCACAUUAUCCAUAAUUUAUUGCUUUUCUUUGCAUCUGCACCUGCCACCACAGAAUAACCAUUACCCUCAGCUGCUGAUUGGGCAGCUCUGAGAUUAGCAAAAGCCAGGGACAGCUACAUGUUCAGGUUUUUUUUUUUUUUUUUUUUUCAAUAAGCUAUUUUUUUUCUUUUCUUAUUUUAAAUAGAGAGAGAGUCUUGCUAUGUUUCCCAGGCUGGUCUUGAACUCCUGGGGCUCAAGUGAUCCUCCUGCCUUGGCCUCCCAAAAUGCUGGAUUACAGGCAUGUGUGCCUGGCCCAGGUUUCUUAAUAAAACAGAAUCAUGAUCUUCCAGGUUCCCCCCAGUUUCUGAUCAUGUUGAUUUGUAGCUGUGGAUCAUGAACACUGAAUCCUCAGAUCACUCUGACUUCUUAUGCUUCUCCUGUGGAUCCACUAUCAAAGUACUAAAUGCUGUGUAAGUAGACGUUAAUCUGGCUGGAACCAUGGGAAGCACUUUGCAGUGUUCAGAAGAGAGGCUCCAUUUGUGGCUAUUAUGUAGAACUGGGCCAGAGCCAGUCCAUUGCCUGUUUUUUUAAAUAAGGUUUUACUGAGCACAGCCACACUCAUUUGUUUAUGCAGUACGGCCUGACAUUGCUUUUGCUCUGCAACAGCAGAGUCGAGUCAUUGCAACAAAGAGCAUAUGGCCCCACAGUGCCUAAAAUAUUGACCAGCUACCCCUUUAUGGAAAAAGAUUGCUGACUCCUGAUAAAGAAUAUAAAGUGAGCCUGAUUCUUGAAAAAAUCAGAACCAGAGCCUGUUUUGUUUUGUUCUAAACUAAGAAGCCGCAUAGGAUGUGACUUGCGUUUUGAGUAGAGGGGAAGGCUGAUAACGGCGUAAGAUGAAGUGGCCCUCCACAAAGGCUGGUUAGGGGACAGUUCUUUCUCUAACAUAGUUUUAAAGGAUGUGAUCUGGUCCCCUUGGAUGCCAGGAGAGAAUCCAGUUGAACUUGCUCCUAAAUGCUCUUAAAUAUGCAUAUUUUCUGCCAACUCACUUCUUUAAACAUCUUUCAGCCCAGCGCUGCGGCCCCGGGAAGGGCCACUGCGAAUAGAGAGGAAGCUGGAAAAGUUCCUGGGGCUCUGCAGCCAGGAAGGGGAACCAGGGCAAAUCUUAUGUAAAGAUUUUUCAGCAACUUGUCCCAAUUUGUGUGUAUUCUGAAACUUUCUCUUUGGGACCAAAUUCAUUCUCAAUGGCCCUGAGUUCAAUAUAUUAUUAACAGCAGUAUUUUAAAACUUAGGGUUGAACUGGGCAUGGUGGCACAUAACUGCAAUCCCAGCUACUUUGGAGGCAGGGAUGGGAGGAUCACUUGAGGCCAGGAUCUCAGGACCAGCCUAGAGAGAUCCCAUCUCUAAAAAAUAAAAUAUAAGAAAAUAAAACUUAGGGGAUAUACAGAUUUAAAUAUUCAAAUCUCCCUGCUCCCCUGAAAGUCCCCAGGCAGCUGUCAAUGACUUGUUUGUUGUGUUCUCAAUAUGAUGGCUAUUUGAAACUUCACCUACUUUUCAUUAGAUUGGUUGUACCAUGUCACCUUAGCUUUUAAAAAUACUCUUUUCAGAUUCACGUUCUCUAACAAAGAGUCUCAUGUUCAAGAUCAAUAUGUCUAAUAAGUGCUGGUGUCCUUUUAAAGUAUUUAAAUAUAUAUGUUGCUGUUGCUGAAUACAGGAGACCAGGUUAGGAAUAUAGUUUCAUAAUAAUAGUACAUACAAUACUAAUUGUAUAUAAGGUAGCAACCAAAAGAGGUUGUUAAUUAGCACAUAUUCCUUUUAGAAAAAUGUUUCAGAAACCUCAGUCUUGAUAUCUGAGCUAUCUGGGCUCCCUUACUUGUGAGUAAGGGAUCAUGCUCACCACUGGAGAAGCUUACACCGGGACUUUUUUUCUUUUUUCUUUUUUUUUUGCUAUGACAGAGUAAUGCUAACGUAAGGACAACUGAGUUUGAUCAGUGUUUAAUCGCAGUGGGUAAUCUUAUCUGAUUGUCUUUAAAAGUGAAAAGGAUUAAGAUUUUAUUCUUUCUUGUAAACAUUACUUGAUUUUUUAAAGAAGUUUUGGGCUCACUGCUAAAAUAGAGUAUACAACUGAAUGUUUUUAAGUCAAGAUACUGUUUUAGGAGUUUACCCUCUCAUUUAUAACCAAAGUUGCUCUAAAACACUUUCCAAAUAUCUGCACUUCUGAUGUCAGAAUCAAACCAGAUAAUUCUCUAAUUCUUCUUUAAUCUAAAGUAGAUAGCUUCCCACUGGAAAGUAAACAAAACCAUCCCUCCCAACCUCAAAGCUAGGCCACACUCUAUUUCAAGGCAUUUUCUUUCAGCUGAUAAGGUGUCCUCCUGAAGCCAAGUAGGUGGUUCUGGUCUCCAAGUAUCGUUAAGCACAGGUGCUAUGACAGAAAAAGUUCUGGGGUGGAAGUUUUAAGAUGAGGAGUUCUGAUCUUAGGCAUCUUAACAGUCACAAGGUGAAAAGUCAAAUGAAACAGUACAAUUCUUGAUGAGUGAGGUGUCAUCUUCCAACCACACAGAGGACGUUUUGGCUAUGAUCAUCUGAUGGCAAGUGAAGGAGAAAUGAGUGAUAGGGCUUUGCGUUUUCAUCCAGAUGCUGUGGCCCUGUGUUUCACAGCAUUAAGAGCCAUAAUUUCCAACCUGCACAGAUCCUGAACAACAAAUGAAUAACGAUGAAUGUCUUUUUGGUUGUAAUUUAACAAGUCAAAUAAAAUAAUCAUUGCUGAGCACAA